Messenger RNA from Eucalyptus grandis, 1590 nucleotides. RefSeq lists its product as hypothetical. The transcript has 3 exons. The record is from RefSeq and is a predicted model, not a curated record. The coding region runs from base 272 to 1153 and encodes 293 amino acids. NCBI's taxonomy places the organism in Eukaryota, Viridiplantae, Streptophyta, Magnoliopsida, Myrtales, Myrtaceae.
GAGAGAAGAAAAAUGGAGGCACUGUUCCAGAGCUCUCUCCCCAUGGGCCCCAAAUUCGCGAUUCGAAAAUUAGGGCUCGCUUCCUCCCCCAUUCAAUCCGACCCAGCAACCGAUCUUCCCAAAUCAUCCGAUCGAAUCCCACUCCGAGGAAAAUUCCUUCCUGUUCUCCAUUUCCGACCGACCAUCGAUCCUCGAAAGCUCGAACGUUGGAGCGAUCUUCCUGCUUCGAAUCGGAAUUCGACUCGCCCGAUCGGGCCUGCAGAUUCCCCAAAUGGCGAUAAUCGGCGACGCGCUGCGCCAGGCGUUCAUGCCGAAGCGCGAGUACGAGAGCCUCCGCGACGAGGACAAGGCGUGGCUGAAGCUCCAGCGGCCCGCCCUGGUGCUCGUGACCUCGGCGGUCUGCGGCCUGAUCCUGGCGUGCACGAUCGUCAGCCUGAAGAUAGUGUUCCCCGGGGACGGUACCCUGAAGAGGCCGUUCUGCAGCGACCGGAGGGUCCUGCCCCUGUCGAUCGACGAGAAGGGCGGGGACGCCGACGCGCUCCCGGGCGCGUUCUACCUGACGGACGCGGAGACGGUGGAUUAUUAUUGGAUGGUCGUGUUCGUCCCGUCGGCGAUCAUUUUCGCGGUGUCCGCCGUGUACCUUGUUGCAGGGUUCACCGUCGCUUACUCUGCUCCAACAAGGCAUGGGUGCUUGAAAGUGGUCGAGAAUAACUACUGUGCUUCGAGAAGGGGUGGUGUCCGCUGUCUUUCUAUUCUCAAUGUCGUCUUUGCUAUCAUAUUUGGCCUUCUGGCGAUAUUUCUGGGUUCAAGCCUCCUCACAUUGGGCAGCAGCUGUUCAGUGCCCCUGUUUUGGUGCUAUGAAAUAUCAACUUGGGGGCUCGUUGUUUUGUACGGAGGGACUGCCUUUUUCCUGAGAAGGAAAGCUGCUUUAAUAAUCGAUGGAGGAGAAUACGGUAGUCGAACCCUUGGUCUCGAAAUGCUCGAAGCUAAUCCAUUGGAAGUCACUCCCGACGUGGAAAGACGUGUCAAUGAAGGGUUCAAAACAUGGAUGGGAUCAUCCCUCUUGUCCUCCGACGAAGAGGAGGAUGAGCCGGAAAGCUACGUGGAAGUGCCUCAACCAAGUCUCACUGACUUCAGCGGGCAAAGAGUGUGACUUCAGAAAGAAGAGGUGCCUGGAUUCAGACUCGAUAGCAUUUGCAUUUUACCCUGGACCGCUGCAGAGCAUUAUCGGAUUCGGAUUUGCUUAAAGCAAAUCUGCACUGAUGAACUGACACCAUCUUAGAUUAGAUAAGUUUUGGCAAUGCUGGGUCAACUGAGGCCUCGUCUCUGACGUCUGGCUAUGACCUACUCCGCGGGCAAUCCUCAUAGCUUGUGAAUAAUAAAUGAUUUUUUGCCCUCACAUUCUGUAACAGUGUACUUACAUGGUAUAGCAGUAAAGGAAGCACCAUUGCCCUGAUGGCUUCUGCACUCAAUUCGUUUUGAGUUUUCUCAGUGACAGAAAAUGAAACGCUGUGUAGUUUAUGACCUUGUGUCACGUGGUUUGAUUUGUGACGGGAAAAUCACAUAAAUAGUAUUUGAAUUUUGUCUCAA